Messenger RNA from Dicentrarchus labrax (European seabass), 1985 nucleotides. RefSeq names its product selenium binding protein 1 (gene selenbp1). The record is from RefSeq and is a predicted model, not a curated record. Gene Ontology annotation, molecular function: selenium binding; protein binding. NCBI's taxonomy places the organism in Eukaryota, Metazoa, Chordata, Actinopteri, Moronidae. The transcript is spliced from 12 exons. Bases 103 to 1527 code for a protein of 474 amino acids.
AACUCCACCCUCCCAGUUUUGUUCACACUGGUCCUGGUCCGAGAGUCCAGACUGUGAGAGCAGGACCUGCAGGAUCUGAUCAGACCAGGAGCUCAGUCAGCCAUGGCCUCAGCCAACUGUUCAGGAUGUGGACCAGGAUACCACAGUCCACUGGAUGCUAUGAAGGGUCGUCGGGAGGAGAUCGUCUACCUGCCCUGCAUCUACCGUAACACUGACAUCCUUAAACCCGACUACCUCGCCACUGUUGACAUCGACCCCAAAUCCUCCACCUACUGCCAGGUCAUCCACCGGCUGCCCAUGCCGAACCUUCGCGACGAGCUGCAUCACUCUGGCUGGAACGCCUGCAGCAGCUGCUUUGGCGACGCCUCCAAGAAGAGAAACCGUCUGAUUCUACCGGCGCUCAUCUCCUCUAGAAUCUAUGUGGUUGAUGUCGGGACGAACCCCAGAGCUCCUCAGAUCCACAAGAUAGUGGAGCCUAUCGAUCUGUACUGGAAGUGUGGUCUGGCGAAUCCUCACACCUCCCACUGUCUGGGCAGCGGUCAGAUCAUGAUCAGCUGUAUGGGAGACCCGUGCGGCAAUGGGAAAGGUGGUUUUGUCCUGCUGGAUGGUGAGACGUUCGAGGUGGUCGGUAACUGGGAGCACCCGGGUGAAGCGGUGCCCUUUGGAUAUGACUUCUGGUACCAACCUCGGCACAAUGUGAUGAUCAGCAGUGAAUGGGGUGCACCUAAAUCUCUGGUUGAUGGUUUUAAUCCAGCCCAUGUCAAAGAAGGUCACUACGGCAGCUCCCUCCACAUCUGGGACUGGACCACCCACAGGAGGCUGCAGACACUCGAUCUGGGUGAGGAGGGUGCAAUUCCCCUGGAGGUCCGAUUUCUGCAUGACCCCGAUGCCACCGAGGGCUACGUGGGAUGUGCUCUGCAGGGAACAGUCUUCAGAUUCUACAAAACACCAAAAGGAGACUGGGCUGCAGAGAAGGUGAUCAGUGUUCCCAGUAAGAAGGUAGAGGGGUGGGCGCUGCCUGAGAUGCCUGGUCUGAUCACUGACAUCCUGAUCUCACUGGACGACCGUUUUCUUUACUUCAGUAACUGGCUGCAUGGUGACGUCAGACAGUAUGACAUCACAGACAGGAGGAACCCGCGAUUGGUCGGCCAGGUGUUUUUAGGAGGAAGUAUCAUCCGUGACGGUCCGGUCAAAGUCCUGGAAGACCCCGAGAACCAGCCGCAGCCCCCCCCACGCAUCAUCAAGGGGAAGCGUAUCCCUGGAGGUCCUCAGAUGUUACAGUUGAGUUUAGACGGACGGAGACUUUAUCUGACGACGUCUCUCUACAGCGCCUGGGACAAACAGUUCUACCCCGACAUGAUCAAGGAGGGUUCAGUGAUGAUGCAGAUGGAUGUGGACACUGUUAACGGAGGUCUUUCUGUGAAUGAGGACUUCCUGGUGGAUUUCGGUAAAGAACCCGAUGGUCCGGUUCUCGCCCACGAGCUCAGAUAUCCUGGAGGAGACUGUACGUCCGACAUCUGGCUGUGAAACUUUUGACCUUCAUCAGACCUAACUAAUCUAACAAACUUGUUUGUUUAUCUAAUUAUCUGGCUGUGAUCAGCUCACUGUUUCUGUUGUUCCUGUCACAGACGGAUGCAGAGAAACUAAUCAAUGCUUUUUUUACUUAUAGGCUCGAUUACCGCAACUCUUUAUUAUCAGGUUGCCCCAAUCAGACUCCCACUACUGACAUAGCAGAUGAAAGUAGAAUAAAAUGGAUGAAAUGGGAGAAUAAAGACUGAUGAACAAACUAAAAGUCAAAUUAUUGUAAUUAUGUGUCAUAUAAGUGUGAUCUGCCUUCAGGUAACAAACUGACCAAUCAGCUAUCAGCCUGAGACUCAUAGGUACAUUGUUAUUUCAGACCUGCUGUAACCCAUCAGUCAGGUUUCUGCCUCCUGCAGGUCAAACUGUCAACUCACAAUGUUUAAAUAAAGUUCCAUUUAAUCGGC